Pelobates fuscus (common spadefoot toad) is the source of this 8762-nucleotide messenger RNA. RefSeq names its product RP1 axonemal microtubule associated (gene RP1). The transcript has 59 exons. Bases 53 to 8569 code for a protein of 2838 amino acids. The record is from RefSeq and is a predicted model, not a curated record. Gene Ontology annotation, biological process: intracellular signal transduction. Gene Ontology annotation, molecular function: protein binding. NCBI's taxonomy places the organism in Eukaryota, Metazoa, Chordata, Amphibia, Anura, Pelobatidae.
AUACAAAACGGCUCUUUAAACUGCUAUAGUUUAUUUCACUUUUUUUUCUUAAAUGGAUGAAGAACAAUGGCCCAGCACAGAGAGAAACAGAUUACUAUCAACAAUGAGCGACACUACAUCCACCAAUAUCUCAGUGGCUCAAGCCAAUUCCACGGACAGUGGGCAAACUGGUUCUCUGCGACAAUCAAACAUGUCAAAGCCUGGUUCCACCAAAAGGCUGUACUUCUAUAAAAGUGGAGAUCCACGUUUUAAUGGAAUAAAGAUGGUUGUCACCAAUCGUUCCAUUAAAACAUUUGAUGCCUUGCUAGACAGCUUGUCCAAAAAAGUCCCAUUGCCUUUCGGAGUUAGGAAUAUUACAACUCCACGCGGAAUGCACCAUAUAACCAAUCUAGAGGAACUAGAAGAUGGCAGAUCCUAUAUAUGCUCCCACCAAAGAAAGAUAAAACCCAUAAACCUUGAAAGGGCAAGCAAGAAGCCCCUACUCUGGAAGAGCAGCAGACCAAUGAGUGCCCGGCGACGUGCUGUGCAAUUGGCUCAGCAUAAUGAGGUAGUACCUUUUCAGAGAGAAAACACCAUAGUGAUCGGGAAUUCAAAGAAACUUGUGAUUUUCAAAAAUGGUGACACAGAAUUUAAAUACAAUGUCAUCUUUAACCAGAAGUCUAUGCAAAGUUUCGACGCCUUUCUAGAGGAGAUAUCAGAGGCCUUGCAAUGUCCAAUCGUCAAGCUAUAUAGCACUGAUGGAAGAAGGAUCCUUAGCAUCCAUGCUUUACUGCUGAGUUCUGGAACAAUAGUGGCAGCAGGAACGGAACCUUUUAAGCAUGCAAAUUACGAGACUGAAAGGGAAUUUCUACCUUCUAAAUUACCUGGGAUCACUAAACGUGUGAUUCCUAAACAAAAAAGAUCUAAACCAGAAAUGAAAAGCCCUGGAAAGUGGAAAGUAUCAAUCCUUACCAGUGACAUUCCUUCUGCUGGAACUACAUCUCAGGUCUACAUCACAUUUUAUGGACAUCUGAAAGCUUCAGAGCCGGUAUUCCUAUAUAGUAAUGAAGACGAUGCAUUCCAGAGUGGUCAUGAAGAUACCUUUCAGAUUAACAUUGGAGAUAUUGGAGAAAUUUAUAAAAUACGUGUUGGACAUGAUAAUUCUGGAGAAUCUCCUUCCUGGCACUGUGAAGCGGUACAUCUGUUGAAUAUUUUUUCCAAUGAGCAAUUUUCCAUUAAUGUCAACCGCUGGCUCGCCCAGGAUCAAGAUGACAAAGAGAUCUGCAGAGAGCUUCCAGUGUCCCGACAAGGUCACACAAAACUUCCAGUAACAAUGUAUGAAAUCCGUGUGGUAACUGGAGAUUUGUGGAAUGCAGGAACUGAUGCUAAUAUCUAUAUAUCAAUUCACGGGGAGCGUGGGGACACAGGUUCGAGGCAUUUGCUUAUGUCAAACAAACCCAACAAAUUUUUAAAAGGACAAACUGACAUUUUCAUGCUGGAAGCUGUUCAUCUUGGGGAUUUACAUUCACUUGUCAUAGGCCAUGACGGACUUGAACCAGGAAAUGGUUGGUACUUGGAGAAAGUUAUCGUUCUUGAUCCAAUAAAAGAUAGAGAAUACAUAUUCUUCUGUUACAGAUGGUUGGACAAAGGUGAAGAUGAUGGCAAAAUUGCAAGGCAUCUAUUCACGGCAGAUGAAGUUGAUUUUCCGGCCAGGCAAGAGCUUGAACUGAAGAGGAAGCAUAUUUGGAACGCAGAAAAAUGGAAGUAUCAGAAAGGCAACAUUUUACAGUUCUACUGCAAAGCAACAAGGAAAUUUAUUCGACUCACUCCAGACAGCAAAGUGGAUGCUCUUGGAGAAAAGAAGGAUAAAUAUGGAUUCUUUGAUGUGAUGGUAAAACGAGGAAAUGUUCGAGUAUUUAAAAGCCAUCAAAUCUCAAGUGUUGCCUUGGCAAUUGACAAAGGAAUAGUUACUGCAAUGGAUAAUAGUGGGAUUAUAUGUGAACUGUUUGUCCAUCCUCAACUAAACCGGAAUGUUACAUUGGAAUCUACAAGAGUGCCGGGUCUCACCAUAUCCUUUGACAGGGAGGGUAGAGCUAAUGAUGGCAGCACUGAUGGUUAUGCUGGGAUUACUAAAGAAUUUGUUGUCCAUGUAAAGGGUAUUUUUCAAGAUGGCUCUAUUAUUUUGCUAACCACCAGCUGGGUUCAGGCUCUGUGUAGAAGAUUGGAUGGACUCUGCAGUGGAGCUGGGAAUCACAAUACAGAGUCAUACUGGAGAGUGCAAAAAAUGAGCUCUGCUGUCUAUAUGUUUGAAAGUGUAACAAACCCUCAUAACUACAUUCAAAUAAAAAAUGGCAAAUGUGAUGGAACCGGUUCAGGUGAUGACUACUGCAGUUUCAAAGUCGACAAACAUUUAGAAAGCGGAUCAGUGACUCUGGAAUCUAUAAAGUAUAAUGGAAUCUAUAUUGGACUUCAAUCUAACGGGAAUGCAAUACCAACGGUCCACACAGGGGAGAAAAACAUAAUGUUCUAUCCGAAAGUCAUCAAGUUUGGCAAAGAAAAACCUACAGAAUCAAAAGCCACACCCAAUCAAGACAAGGCAGAAUUCAACAAGCAUUAUGGCGAAAUUGUGCACACCCAGCAGACAGUGGCGUGGAGCCCAUCAGUAUCUCCACCCUUGACCAAAACAGAGAUGGUCAAGCAAGGAAGUUCUCAGGAUUCAUUACCCUUCUCAAAUGAAUGGAAGGUGUCCAUUCUUACAGGCAGUGUUGGGACUGGAGCUAAAGUCUCUCUCUGGUUGUAUGGACGUAGAGGAACAAAUGGACCCAUAACUCUUGGAAAAGAUGAUCAAGAACAGAUUUUCCAACCUCAACAAGAAGAUGAGUUCAUUGUGAAAAUGCCAAAAAUAGGAAAAUUAUAUAAGAUAAGGAUCGAAUAUGAUGGAAAAAGUGACCAACAUGAAUGGAAACUACAAAGAGUAACCCUACAGAAAAUGAAAAAUGGGAAAACAUAUUAUUUUGAAGUUAGCAAAUGGCUGUUAAAAAGCCGCGGAGGGUACAUUUGUGAGAUUCCAGUGGUUGAAAAUGGAAAAUUUGUGUACCCAAUUGUGACGUAUCAAGUCAAUGUCUACACUGGACCUUUUCAAACUGCAGGAACAGACGCCCCAGUUUACAUUUGUAUUCAUGGAGAAAACGGAGACACAGGAAAGAGGCUUUUGUUUAAAACGGAUUCUCUAAAUAUAUUCCACCAUGGUCAGCUUGAUGUCUUUGAAAUUGAAGCAGUGUCACUUGGGAAGCUUGAAAAAAUACACCUAGGUUGUGAGGCCAAUCACAAGUCACAGUACUGGCAUUGUGAGAAAGUAAUCAUCACGGAACAAGCAAAAGAUUCUGAAUAUAUCUUCAACUGUGAACGGUGGCUUCCCUUCAUGUCAGAGGGUGUCCUUUGUUCAGAAGUUGAACUUCGGGUGGAAGAAAUGCAGAUCACUAAUAGAGCAAAACAGUUGGAUGAAGAAUAUGAAGGAGUUUGGAAGGUCACUGUCAUCACUGGGGAUUUCCAAGAAGCAGCCACAGAUGCAACAGUCUUCCUUUAUGUGUACGGUGAGGGGACAAAUUCAGGACCCAUCAUUUUAGGAUCGGGGGUAGAUCAGCUCUUUAAUAUGAACAGUGAAGACACAUUCCAGGUUAACCUAAAUCAUGUGGAUAAACCAUAUAAAAUACGCAUUGGCCAUGACAAUUCAGGGGAAAAUCCUAAUUGGUAUCUGGAAGGGAUGAGACUUCAAAACCUACGAUCAGAAGAAGAAUUAUAUUUACCAAUGAACCGAUGGCUUGCAGAGGAUAAGGAUGAUGGGGACACAUGGAGAGAACUUGCUCUGACAAUAAAUGGAGGUCGUCCACUGCCACUUUUGGAUUAUGAAAUUCACGUUUACACAGGAGCUCUUUCCAGUCCUGGCAUAGACUCAAAUAUUUAUAUAAAUAUAAUUGGAAGAAGAGGAGAUUCUGGAAAACGAAAGCUGCACAGGUCCCAAAAUCACAAAGCCAUGUUUCGGAAAGAACAGGUUGAUAUAUUUAUCAUUCAAGCUGUUUCUUUGGGGUCUGUUCAGAAAAUCAAGAUUAGUCGAGAUGGAUCAGGACAUGGAAGUGGUUGGUUCUUGGACAAGAUAAUGAUUCAUUAUGCCGAAGAUGACACUGACUAUAAUAUUCUCUUUCCAUGCAACAGAUGGCUUUCUGUCCAUGAAGAAGAUGAAAUUACAGAAAUAGAGCUCUUUGCCAGCGAAGAAGAGAAUGCAAAACAACUAAUUAAAGAUAACAAAUGGAAUAUAAAAGUUAAAACUGCAAAGGAUUCCUCACUUAUGAAGAACAUGAAAGUUCAGCUUGUGAUUUAUGGGUCUGAGGGCAAGACAAGCAUCAUUACCCUACUGCCUCAAGCUGUGGGAACAGUGAGUUUUCUACCUGAUGCAGUGGAUGACUUUUUCGUGGAAUUUGAAAAUGUUGGAGAAAUAUACAAGAUACGCAUUGUCUGUAAUGAUUUACCUGUAUCACUUGGAUGGCACUUACGGCAUUUGCAUAUGAAACAACUGCAAACUAAACAAGAGAUUUACAUUGACUGCGACUGCUGGCUUUCUGUGGAUGCCGAACGAGAGGACAUUGUAAAGGAAUUUCCUGUAGUUAACAAUCAGCAAAAAACGUUACCAGUCUAUGAAUAUAUGGUUGCUGUUCAUAUUGGGGAUCACUGGGGAGCAGAAACCUCAGCUAAUGUUUAUGUCACACUGUACGGAGAUCGAGGGGACUCAGGUGCAAGGAAAUUAUACAAAUCUUCCUUACCCGGCGAAAAAUUUGCACGCAACAAGGUUGAUUACUUCCUCCUAGAAGCUGUUUCUCUUGGAAAGCUGAGAAAGGUGGUUUUAGGACAUGAUGGAGAUGGAUAUGGAGCAGGACCAUACCUGAAAAUGGUGACUGUAAAAGAAUCAAAAGAGUCCAGCAAUGAAUGGGUGUUUCCCUGUUGGAACUGGCUAGAUAACCACUUGGGUUUAUAUGAGACAGUUUGCAAACUUCAAACGAUAGGCUGGAGAUUAUCUAUGAAUCCUAACCCAAUUGCUCAGUCAGGCGGCUUAUGGAUAAUUGAUAUCACUGGCACUGAUUUUGACAGAUCGGAUAUUCCAGCCCAAUUUGACAUUUGGUUUUAUGGAGACAAGGACAAAGAAAAACUGGAAGCAAAAAUUGCUGGGAACACAAUACAGAUUGAGGAAGAACUUAAAAAUAUAGGUUCUUUGUACAAGGUGCGUUUUUCCUGGUCAAAUAUUCAACUAAAGAAAGCUUGGCAUCUGGCAUCCAUGCACAUGAAGCACACUGUUACCAAUCAGGAAAUGUGGUUAGUCAUCGAUAGUUGGAUAAAACCUAAUGAGGAUAAAUGCGUGGAAAUUCCUGCUCUACGUCCUAACAUAGAUCCCCUUCCUGUGGUAGAAUAUACCAUUUAUUUGCACACUGGAGAUGUGAUGAAUGCUGGGGCUACUGGUAUAGUUUACAUUUGUAUUGAAGGAGAAAAUGGAGACACUGGAAACCGUACAUUAUCUAUCUCUGGCAGUGAUGUACUUUCAUUUCACAAAGGACAGGUGGAUACAUUUCAAAUCAAAGCUGUACAUAUUGGGAAACUACAAAGAAUUGUGGUUGGCUUCAGAAGCUCAACUAAAGAUGCCUGGUUCCUUGAUAAGGUUAUUGUUAAGGAAACUGAAUUUUCUUUCACCAACUACGUAUUUGUUCACAAUGACUGGAUCACAUGUGAUGUUGAAACAGAACUCGUUGAAUCCUUAAUCAUCUUAACAGAACUGAACUCUGAAAAAUGUGUAGUGAAAGCUUCUAAUGAGGCGACAAAGGGAAAGUGGAUUAUGCAGGUGCUUGGAAUGCCUCGAGAAGAUGAAGACAUGGACAUCUCUGUGGUUAUAUUUGGAAGAACUGAUAAAUCACCUUUACUUAAAGUAAAAAACCUCAACUACAAUCCUUUUCUGCUGAACGUUGGUAACGUCGGGGAAAUAAUAAAGGUUUCAUUCCUAUUCACGAACCAGAGCUCGGAGAGGAGACUUCAACUGCAGAAGGUUCGCCUGAGAGAUUCAGACACUAAACAGGAGGUAGGCUUUUACCCUGAAGAUGCGCACCUUUCACAUGAAGAUGGUUCAGAGUCUGUGAUAGAAAUGCCGGCCAUAUUUCCUAAUAUACCACCACUAUCUGUAAUUUCCUAUUCAGUUCGCAUCAGGACAGGUUCUUAUCCGGCCUCUGGAACAGAUGCUGACAUAGUUUUGACCGUGUUUGGAGAAAAUGGAGAUACGUGUAAAAGAAAGCUGCAGCAUUUAUUUGGACAAGGGAAGGUAAAUGUUUUCGAUAUAAAAGCAGUAGACCUUGGCAUGCUGACUAAAGUACAGAUUGAACACAACGCCGUCGGUUAUGGAGCUGGAUGGUAUCUGGAUGAUAUCACCAUACAGGAUUCAAACGAGAGGGAGACUAAGUACUGGUUUCCAUGCCAGCAAUGGUUAGACACCGGGAUAGGUGAUCAACAGACUCAAUGUGAACUGAAGCUUCUGGGAAAAGUCAAUGAAAAUAUUCACAGACUAUCUAUAUCUGCUGAAGGAGUUCUCGAUGUCAUUAUUGUGUCGGAUGAAAUUCAAGAUGGUGGCAUCAAUUUUGAGGUAUCCCUAACCAUUUGCUGCGAGAAAGGAAACUAUGAACCUGUAGUAUUUGCAGGACAUUUACUGAAGCAAGGUGGAACAUCUCAGACUACUGUUGAACUUAACAGAGACCUGGGGGCUAUACGCAAAUUACGUCUGCAAAUGGAAGGUGAUUUAAAGGGAGUCAACUGGUUUUGUAAAGAGGUAAAGCUACAUCAUAAAGAAAGUAAUGAAUAUCUGCAAUUUCCUUUUCUUCAAUUGUUCACAAAUGAUGGGAAAAACUGUGCCGAACUUCCAGCCCUGUCUUCUGUUGGCCCUGCUUUAUCAGUAAAGACAUACACUGUCUACAUCACUGCUGUUCAAUUAAUGAAACUAACUGCAGACACAUUUGUUUACAUCACUUUGCGUGGAUCCUUAGGAGACAGUGGAAGAAGAAGAUUUCCUUGCAAGAAGAGUGCCUUUACCAAUAAAACAAAGACUGCAAGAUUUCAAUUGGAAUGUGUUGACAUUGGUGCUAUGCAAGAGAUGUUUGUGGGAAGAGAAAACCAAACAAAUUUACAGAUGGAAAACGCUGUAGUUGAAGAAGGAAAUUUUAUUACAAAAAAAUACAUCUUUGCCGUCCAACAGUGGAGAAAAGAAAAACACAAAAACAUGUCCAUGACUCUACCAGUGACAGAAGUCAAAGAAGGAAGUGCAGCAGAGGUUCUGAAUAAUGGCAACCAGCCCGUGACAUCAGAUGGUGAGUGGAUAAUUCACUUGACUACAUCCAUGUAUGAACAGCUGCAGCCAAUCACAGACCCUGUCAAGCAUCAUGCAAAUUUGGUUUUCGUGCUUUAUGGCAACAAGGGCAAGUCCAACCCCAUUAUAUUGGAGAACAAUACAGUAUCCCAAGUGAAGGGCCUGUCAGUUUUCAAGAUCGACUUAGCACAGGAUUUGGGUGAAUUAUACAAAGUAAGACUAGGUCUGGAGAAAUGGGAUGAAACUGCAAGGCUGUUUUUAAACCACUUAAAGAUGCAGCAUACAAAAACCUUGGACACGUUUAACUACUCAAUAUGUCAAACACUUCCGUUUUCAUUAAAUGGAGAUAGAUGGAUUGAAAUCCCAAUAGAAUGGCCUCUGAAAUCCUCCCUUUCUGUGGUCACCUAUUAUGUCAAUGUACUUGGCACUGGCACUCAGAACCUGCAAGAUGGAUUCGAGUUAUCUGUGUGUUUACAUGGCAAGAAUGGAGACUCAGGAGACAGACACCUCACUUGGCAAAAGUCAAAGGAUAAAAAUGGAAAGGAGGUACUUACAGCUAUAUUGCAAGCAGUGGACAUUGGAGACUUGUACAGCAGUGACAUUUCAAUAAGCAGCAAAUCUGAUUGCCAGCUUCAUAUCACAAAUAUUUUUGUAAAGGAAUCUUCACAGAAGGAGAUCUCUGUAUUUGAAGUAAACCAGGACUUUUUAAUUGAUGCAAACGAGCCCAAAAUAAGAAAACAAGUCCUUCUAUCACAAGUUAUCCGUAAUGAACAUUUAGACCAAAAACAAAACAAAUCACUUGAUGGAGAUCAGAUGGAAAACACUGAAGAAGAAUUGGCAGAAUAUCUGAUUAAAGUGUACACAGGUGAUGUGAGAGGAGCCGGCACAGAUGCUCAUGUGCAGAUAAGUUUGUUCGGGUAUCUGGAUUCAUUUGGACCCAUUGAACUAAAUCAGCCAAUGGAAGAUCAAAAUCCUUUUCAGAGAGGCAAGCUUGAUACAUUUAAAAUUCUAACAAACAAUUUGGGAAGGAUCGUUUAUAUUAAAGUAGGACAUGACGGCAAAGGAUUUGGUAGUGGCUGGUUCUUAGACAGAAUUGAAAUUACAAAUUUAACCACAGAAGAAAUUACAUUAUUCUCAUGCAACAGAUGGCUGUCUGAAAAUGAAGAUGAUGGAAGUACCAUGGUACAGCUUUACUCCUAGCUAAUAUCUCUGAUCUAUGUGUUGCGCAUGAAUAAUAUGUUCCUCUUCUGUAUCUGCAUUUUCCCUGUUAUAUAUGUGCAUUGGAUGGAGAUUCUUACAGUUUCAUGAUUCAUGUUUUAUUAUGGGAAUUAGAAAGGGACACAGCACUUGUUUUAUUUAGCCAAAAUUGUAUUAUUAAAACAUUUCAGUCUUU